Nakaseomyces glabratus is the source of this 1650-nucleotide messenger RNA. It is a transcript of the gene PEX29, whose product is annotated as Pex29p. Gene Ontology annotation, biological process: peroxisome organization. Gene Ontology annotation, cellular component: peroxisomal membrane. NCBI's taxonomy places the organism in Eukaryota, Fungi, Ascomycota, Saccharomycetes, Saccharomycetales, Saccharomycetaceae. The record is from RefSeq and is a predicted model, not a curated record.
AUGGAUUCGGUUACCAAUUUCUUCUGGAAUGAUACUUAUGGGAGAGGAAGUGCUAGUACAAUUGAUACGGUUGGAAGUGACUCAAAUGAUAAAGAUAAAAACACAAAUGGGACACCCACCACUAAUAGGCACAAUAGAAGGUUUAGCAAUAGCCUUGAGAAGAUGAACUCAAGGGAUUCGGGCUCUAAUGUACAGGGUAGUUUUGCCAACACUGCAUUUUCCACAAGCGGAGGUCUACAGAAAGCUAUGACAGAUACCCUUGUUGAGAAAAUCAUCAAGAUGGCAAUACCGGCUUCAUCAGAAUUAGCUGCAAAUACAAUUAAGAACAGAAUGGCAGCUGGUAAGGAAAGACCAAGUUUAUCUGUACCUAUAACCAGCAGAAACUUCAUAUUAAUGAACUCAAGGUUAAGUGUACCUUUUCUGGUAAUUGAUGAGAUCAUAAAGAUUCUAAAUUGGGUCGACCCGGCAUACACACUUUCAAUGGCCUUAAUCUACACCCUUAUAGUACUGAGACCGCUUCAAGUUUUGAGCUCACUACCAAUACUUUACCUACUAUUUGGUAUUAUGGUACCAGAAUAUUUACACAUCCAUGAACCUAGCGAAAACGUUUACUUGGAUACAAACCGAGUCCCAGCUCAAGGUCCACCAUUGAGGAAAGCUGAGGUUCCCAAGCCGGUCCCUGAAUUUAGCCAGGAGUUUGUUUUAAACUUGACUGAUUUACAAAAUCAUAUGCUUCUUUAUGUUCAACUCUAUGAUUCAAUAAUAUAUGUUUUGCAGAAAUUUGCAUUUUUUGUCAACGAACAAAUUUCAGCUGUUGCAUUUGUUCUAUUAAUGAUAUUAGCUGUUACUAACAUUAUAUUUAUUGACGUGUUGGUACGAAUAAUACCUAUAAAAUUGAUACUAGUAGCAACUGGGUGGGCAUUCAUCAUAAUAUGCCAUCCAAAGUACAGGGAUAAUUUCUUUAACAAAGUUAACUCCGAGGAAACUAGAUUAAGAUUACUAAAACUCACAUCAAGCUAUGAUGAUUGGGUUAACGAUAACUUGGGAUACGUUGAGGCUAGGGAAACAAAGGUCGUGAUUAUAUAUGAAAUGCAAAAAUACAAAGACAAACAUAAAGAAUGGCACCCAGUCGGCUAUGCAAAUGAUGAUUUCACAUUAUUUUCGCAGUUUAGAAUCAACGAGAAUGCCAUAGAAUCCGUUGCUGUCCCAUCAUUAGAUAGCAUCAGUCCACCAACAGGAUGGGAAUGGGCGGAAAAUUCUAGCUGGGUACUAGAUUUGGACCCAACAGGAUGGGUAGAAGAAGGGUUCAUACAAUUUGUACAGAUAGAUCCGGAGACAAAAUGGGUGUACGACAUAAACCUAGAUGGAAAACGGGGAAAAUAUAGGAGAAGGCUAUGGACCAACACCUGUGUCAGACAAAUUCACGCUGGUGUUGAUGAAAGGAAUGCUUCCGACAAAUUGCGAGAAGUAUCGAACCCUUUACGCUCCGAUGAGACACAUUCAAGGUCAAUACACGGUGUAUCUAAAGGUUCCAUGUCUGGCAAUGUUAAAACUGAAGCAGAUAUAGAAGAAAAUGCGUUUACCGAUGAGGACGAUUCGCAUAUAACUGACGAUAGUAUAGCCAGCAACAUCUUGAAUACUACCAUAUAA